This is a messenger RNA of Dentiscutata erythropus, 122 nucleotides long. The record is from the annotation of a GenBank genome assembly. NCBI's taxonomy places the organism in Eukaryota, Fungi, Glomeromycota, Glomeromycetes, Diversisporales, Gigasporaceae.
UUCUACUUGGUUUUGAAUUUGUGGAAUAUGUGAAUGAAUUUUGGUUAAAUUUUGAUCUAUAUGUGUUUGGUAUUUUUGAAUUUGUUCAGGUGAUGCUUGUUUCCAAAAAGGAACUUUUCUAG